AUGGCGCGAACCCUCAAAACGGAGGAUGCGUAUGCCCGCGCUCUCAAGUCCGAUGAUGUCACGCUUAUUGUUGGCGACGGUCAAGAACAUCUCACUAUCAAAAAGGCAUUCCUGGCCUUGCACUCCAAUGCCUUCGCAGAGAAGCUCACCACAAAAGUCAAAGUUGAAGACGUGCCAAAUGCAAACGCUACUACAAUUGAUCUUCGCGGCGUUGGCGUGCAGGCUGUGAAGGUCUUCGCACGAUGGGCAUAUACGGAGCAUUUGCAGCCCCUGAAGCCGUCAGCGAGCAAGCACGAGCGACUGCAAGCAAAGCUGAUGUUAAUCGACCUUUGGAUCUUCUGCGACAUGUACGGCAUCUCAAGACUCCAGAACGAAGCCAUGGCUUUCCUCUGCGAUGUCGUCAACACUCCGGACUUGAUUGACAAGAACGAUACAUGGUUCAUCUUCGACCGCACUCCAUCCAGUCAUGCUCUUCGCUAUUUCGCAGUUAUGGCUCUCGUCGCCCAACUACCCGAUGAUCAUAAGAGCAGCGCCUCGGCUGUUGCCGAAUACACCGACAUCAACACCAAGUAUCCUGAGAUGAUGGCGAUGGUGUAUUCCAUGUCCCGCUCAUGGAUCUGGUUCAGUCCAGACGAGAAGGCUAAGAGAAGCGAUUGGAACCAAUGGGUACGCACCGGCGAGAAGCAGGCCUUGCUAAAAGUCCCGGUCCAGCCACCAGCCGACUGGGUGCUGACAGCCUGUGGCGUGGUUCCGCCGAAGCCAUUUGGGCCGGGCGAGAUCAUUGAGUUGGACUGA
This is a messenger RNA of Pseudocercospora fijiensis CIRAD86, 795 nucleotides long. RefSeq lists its product as uncharacterized. The record is from RefSeq and is a predicted model, not a curated record. The transcript has 2 exons. Lineage: Eukaryota; Fungi; Ascomycota; Dothideomycetes; Mycosphaerellales; Mycosphaerellaceae. The coding region runs from base 1 to 795 and encodes 264 amino acids. Gene Ontology annotation, molecular function: protein binding.